Rotaria sordida is the source of this 3000-nucleotide messenger RNA. NCBI's taxonomy places the organism in Eukaryota, Metazoa, Rotifera, Eurotatoria, Philodinida, Philodinidae. The record is from the annotation of a GenBank genome assembly.
AUGCCGCGUCAUGAUUGCGAUCGAGAAAAAACAAUGGUUGAAGCGAAAUCUAUGCAAAAUGAUGAAUUUCAUCAUCAUCAUCAUUCAAAUCGAAAAUCAAAUGCUGUUAUUGGUCAUUUAAAAUUAAAAGCUAUACGAAAACGAUUAUCAAAACAUGGCUCAUAUGAUGUAUCUGAUGACGUAUCAAACCGAAAUAUAAAUGGAAAUAUUGAUAAUAAUGAUAAUAAUAAUAAACGAUCAGAUCAAGAACACAAUAAAUCUCCACGUAAAAAAUCUUUAACAUCAAUUUCUUCUCAACCAAUUAUAUUAUCAACCAAAUUUUCAAAAGAAUCCUCAUUCGAUAGCAAUGAUAUAUUUAACGGAAACGAUGAACAAGAUACAAUUGUUCCUAAUGAAAUUCAUAAAGAUGAAGAUAUUGAAGAAAACAUUCAAUGGAAAACAAAUUCUAUAAAAUCUAAUACGAAUAAAAAGCCAACUAAAUUACAACAAAAGUUAACCAAAACAAAUAGUUCUUGUUCUGAAAUAGUUAACCACUCAAAUACAAAAAAACAACGACAAACAUUACUUCCUAAGAGUUUUCAAAUCCGUGAUGAAGAUUUUUAUGCUGUAUUCAAUGAUUUACCACCAGAUGAACAGUUAAUUAUCGCUUAUCCAUGUGCUUGGAAAAAAGAUGUGUUUAUGCAUGGUCGCAUUUUUCUUUCAACGAAUUAUUUAUUGUUUUAUGCACGUUUUUUCAAAUGGGAAGAAAGUUUACGUAUUCCGUAUAAACAUAUAGUCGGUGUAACUAGAGAAAAAUCUAAUAUACUUCUUCCAAACGCAAUUAAAUUACGAACAAUAAAUCAAGAUGAAUAUCUAUUUGCUAGUUAUAUACCAAGAGAAAAAAUUUUUAUUGCUAUAUUUCGUGUAUGGCAAAAUGCUUUACUCGGUCAACCAUUAGAUUAUCAACAAUUACGAGCAUUUGUUUUUGCUGAUCAACAUCUUCAUGAUGAAGCAAGUGGUGACAGUGAAGAAUGUAUUCAUUUAGAACAUAAUGAUGAAAAUGUUCCUAAGCCACGUGCUAAAACGAUAAGUUCAGUAGAAUCAUUAACACGAUCAAUACAGCAACCAACAGCACUUGUAGAACCAAGUCGACGUACUAUUUCAUUCAAUUUAAGUAAUGAAACUAUAUCUGAUAUACGUACGUGUACAUGUGAAAAUCAUCUGACGAAAACAUAUGCAGAUCGAUUAUUUAGUUUUAAUGUUGAUACACUUUAUGGAUUAUUAUUUGGUGAUAAUUCAUUUACACGUGCUUUUCAUAAAUCACAAAAUUUACUCGAUUAUACAUUCGGUGAAUGGAAUUUAAAUACGGAAACUGGUAAACGAGAACGUCAAGUAACAUAUAAAACACUUCAUCAAUCCAUUAUCGGUACCAAUACGCUUUCCUGUCGAGAAAAACAAAUAUUAGAAGUAGAAAAACCACAUUUAAUGUACAUUGUAAAUACAGAAGUAUACAAUGAAGGAAUGAAAUAUACAGAUGCAUUUUAUGUCGCAACACGAUUCUGUGCGGUAAAAAAUGAUAGCGAACACAGUUCAUUACGAAUUACUGCUGAAAUAAAAUACAUUAAAAGUGUCAAUGGUUUUGUUAGAACAUUUGUUGAAAAGAAUGUGAACUCAUCGCUAGACCAAGGAUUUAAUGAGCAAGUUCGAAGACUUGCAAGUCAUCAAAUAAAAGAAAUUGAUCAACAAUCUAAUCAGAAAUUAAUGUCACGAUCUCAAAGACAUUCAAAACAAUCAAUAGAUAAUAAUACAUCUGAAAAACAAACCGAAGAAAAUUCAUCAGUCAAUACAAUGAGUUUAUCUCGAUUUAAAUUAUUUGUUAAAGAAAAUAGUAUUACUGGUCAAGGUAGACUAUAUGAUAUUGGUCUUCUUGUUGGUAUUUGUCUUCUAUUUAUUCAUAUUUUUCUAUGGUUUAAACUAAAUUCUAUUGAAAAAUUUUUAUCACCACCUGAGAUGAUAUUUUUGAGUCAAUGUAGAAAAACUCCUGGAGCUUAUGUGAAAGGUGCAUUUCAAUUUGAAUCAACAGAUGAUAUCAAAGUUACAGGUUUUGGUGUUCUUUCUGGUGAAAAGUAUGUGUAUGAGGCGGAUACAAACAAUAAUUAUCAUCAUGCGAUUGAUGAACAAUGCUGGGCAACAUGCAUUAAAAUGCUUCGUUUCACUUCUGAACUGGGUAAACAACAACAUCUUCAUUUACAUGGCAUUACUGUGGCCGAACCACCCUAUCAUUCUUUUGUUGUUUACGGUGAUGAACAGUCGUUUCGUAUGUCCGUUUCAUUUUAUCAUCAAGUAGGUAGCUGGUAUUGGCAAACAGAUGGUCUUGAAAUUUAUCGUGGUAGUACAGUGGAGAACACAUUCUUUCAUUCCAACGACGAUGUUCUGAAGAUCUAUCAUUCCAAUGUGAGAGUGAAUAACAUUGUCGUAUGGAAAAAUGAAAAUGGACCAGUAAUUCAAUGGGGAUGGUCGCCCCGAACUAUCAACGAUAUCAUAGUCGAUGAAGUUGAUAUUAUUCAUAAUAGAAUUUGGUGGUCCGAUAUCAAAGUCAAUACAUGCAUUAUCAAUUCAGCUCCACAUUAUGCUGAUACAUAUUCGAUCAAUACAGCAGAUCCAAAUCAGUUGAUAUCCGGUUUAACUAUUUCCAAUGUUCGCUCAGAGGGCAUGAGUCCUUGUUCCAUGCGCAUUUAUGCACUUUCGAAUACUCAAUCUGUUAUAAUCAAGAAUCUCUGGAUUGAACAAUGGAAUGAAUUAGACAAGUACUCACAGGUUAGCCUUUUCAAAGCCUAUUCGGACAGAAAUGGUCACAAAGUCACAAUUGGCAAUCAAUCUUGGGAUAAGAAAGGUUUCGCAAUUGAGAACUAUACAGUAGGCACGAUACAGAUAAUGAAAGCAGCAAAUAAUUGGCAAGAUAUUCAUCUUGGUCGUUUGGGAUUUGACGCUGAGUUGUGGAAUAAUUGGGACGCUAUUUAA